CUUGAAAGUCACUAGAGACAAUACACAAACAAUAUAGUGCAUGAACCAUUCAUUAACAUUUUUAUCACACUGUUUGCAAUUCAUUAGCAAAUGAAUCGUAUGAAUGAGACAAUUAUUAAUGCACUUGUACAAACAGUGUUUUUUAAAUUCAAUAUGCAAGUAGCGAUUUUCAACUGAACACCGAUUUUGCCUGAAUUUACAUUCAGUAGAGUUCGUCCGGUUAAGUCACUUCGAAAAAACCGAAUACUACUCUAACACAGAGAGAGAAUCGUGAGAGGAUUUGAGGACGAGGAGGAAGAUUAUCUUGUGGUCACGGACUCGCUCGGAGUGAACCGAUCAACGGCAAGAGGCGUGUGGCGCGCUACAUCAGAGAGGGCAGGCUCCAGGAGAGAUCACGAGCAGGUAGAAACAAGGAAGUUGCAAAACGUCUGACCAAAGGUCACCUCAGAGCACCUUAAUAGACAUGCGCGUCGUUAGUUGGUGUCAUUUUAGCGGGAAGAAGCCUGCAUCCAGCUGAUGACAGCUUGAAACGAUCUGAGCUACAUUUGAAGGUUCUGCUAAAUUUGGAUGCCGGAAAAAAAAUAAGAGUGUUAUAACCCUUUUGGUUUGUUAGAUCCUGAGUUAAAAGAGUCUAUCUGUACUCUGACUGUCCACGUUUGAAACACAUAACUGGCGAGUAAUGUGAUACAGGAUAUACAGACAGCUGAAUCGUUCAAAAAAAACUUCAUAAUGUUAGCGGUGAACCAACAUCUCUCUCGCCGUUUUUAAAAGCCGUUUUAGUUUGAUCAACGAACCUUUCCGAGGAAUGGAUCACUGAGUAAUUCCAUCGGAUCUACACUACGUUAUUGACAAGCUUUGAACUGCAAAUAAUGAAGCUUCAAUUAACGUAUUGUCCAGUUCAGGAGGUUGGCUUUCUACAAAUACUUUGCAGUCGAAAGUAUUUUAGGGCCAUAUGGUUGUGUUCUCUAACUGCCUUUAUCAUGAUGAUCACUUAUCACCUAAGUGAAUUCAGAGGAAAGAAUUUCGUCGGAGGCAAGUUUAAUCAUGCGGUAUCGCUACUCAUAAAGAAUUCUUCGUCAAGAAAUACAAGCCUAAUCGGUAAUCCAAGUCUCGAUAUAAAACUAAGAUCGACUAUUGUACAAAAUACUACAAAAGAUGGAACACGUUAUGAUUGUCACCGUUGGUGUCACAAAACAAACACAGUCGGUUCAAAAUAUUUUCUCAGCGGAGUCUUGCUUGUACGAAUUUACUCCAGUGACUUGGCAAAACUUAGCACAAGAGAACUUCUGCAGUGGCUUUAUUACCUAAAAUACGCUGGUUUUGAACAUGUUUACGUGUACGAUGCCUAUGUUUAUAAGAAUGAAUCACAAAAGAACGCGCUAGAAUUCCUCGUAAAGGAAGGCUUCGUCACAUAUGUAGAUUGGAGUCACAAAGCGUUUCCCUACUCAAUAACUGGGACUCAAGAAAGCGCCUAUCAACAUUGCGUAAAAACGUGGGGCAAGAAAUCAAAUUGGCAAGCAAGCAUCGAUAUAGACGAGUACCCUUUCUGUCCGGAAGACACCAAACCCAAUUUCAUACAACGUUUCAUAGCUAAUUUCUCCAGAGAACAACCCAGUGUUUCUCAGAUAACGAUGAGAAAUUUCUUGUUUCUUGGUAAACCAUUUAGCGAUAAGGAACGCCCGUUACUUAUCGACCGCCUCAAGCGGAGAACACACGCACCGGCUAACGAUUUGGUUAAACCUAUCUACAAGACUUCGCAUAUAAAACGUUCUCACGUCCAUCACCACGACUUAGCGCAUGGCUUUUCAGAGGACGCAGAUGAAAGUAAGAUAAGACUUAACCAUUACUGGGGUGCUAGACUUCAAAAUUGGGGAGAUGACACGCCAGAAAUUUUGUCAAAAACCAUGGAAGAUAACACGGUAGAUGAAAUUGUAAGAGAACUGCAAAGAUGUGAUCAUGUUUGCCUACCGGACGAAUCCUUAAUUCAUACAGUUCGCUGGAAUUGAGCUAUUCUCAAUCUGUAUAAAAAUUGCGCUUCUGUAACGCGUCUUUUUAACUGAUUUGUUAUGUUUUUGCUUGUUUAAAAUUUUCUCGACCACUUUGUAUUUAUUUUCUUUUAGUUUUAGACUAUGAUGAUAACGAUUACAAGACAACGUACGAAAUAGAAAAAUCAACUAGGUUUGAGUCAAAGGAAAAUUGAACCACAACAUAUCACAUUUAAUCGAUGCUAUUAAAAUUUAAAAUGUCGUUCAUUGUCCUCAUUGUGUACAUUCUGUUGUUUUUAGCCGGACAACAUUCAGGCAGGGAAAAAAUGCUUUCACCUGUGUUAAGAGAUAGAGCUACAUAGAUAAGAGCUUUAUGAAAUAAUUAUUUGAUGAAUCGGUGUUUCAUUAAUAUAGAAGCUCUGUGUGUCGCCAUCUAAAAGAUAACAAUGAAAAAGGAAUGAAACAAAGACGUCAUUUUACUAAUUGAUAAUAACUUGAGAGUUUCUCCACAGCUUCAACGAGUUGGAUUCUUUUGUUUGUUUUGAAUUGAUUCAAAAUCUCUCUAAAGAAACAGCUGUUAUCAUCAUGUUUGUAAAAGUUGAAUAAAUAA
Stylophora pistillata is the source of this 2595-nucleotide messenger RNA. RefSeq lists its product as uncharacterized. NCBI's taxonomy places the organism in Eukaryota, Metazoa, Cnidaria, Anthozoa, Scleractinia, Pocilloporidae. Gene Ontology annotation, cellular component: cytoplasm. The record is from RefSeq and is a predicted model, not a curated record. Gene Ontology annotation, molecular function: glycosyltransferase activity.